Tachysurus fulvidraco (yellow catfish) is the source of this 3477-nucleotide messenger RNA. RefSeq names its product thioredoxin reductase 3 (gene txnrd3). Gene Ontology annotation, cellular component: cytosol; mitochondrion. The transcript is spliced from 16 exons. Gene Ontology annotation, molecular function: glutathione-disulfide reductase (NADPH) activity; flavin adenine dinucleotide binding; thioredoxin-disulfide reductase (NADPH) activity. Gene Ontology annotation, biological process: cell redox homeostasis; cellular response to oxidative stress; glutathione metabolic process. Lineage: Eukaryota; Metazoa; Chordata; Actinopteri; Siluriformes; Bagridae. The record is from RefSeq and is a predicted model, not a curated record. Bases 271 to 2067 code for a protein of 598 amino acids.
CGGCAGUGAAGUUUUGUGAGCCGGCGAGUUCGAGUCUAGGUGGAGUCGGGAAGAUGACUCGUAAAGAGUUAUACUGGAAAUAAGACUUACGGGUCUUGUCGUUUGUUCGCUUUGGUUUUCCUUCGUUCUCUUUUGUCGAUUUGAACUUAUUUUAGCUCAGUGUUCGGACGCAGCGUUGCUUCAUUCUGAGUCGGAAGAGUUUGGUAGAAACUUUGCUAGCCGCCGCCUCCUCAGCUAGUAAUUAAUCUAUUAUUUUUCUCCGGUUUAAUCAUGCCGCCGGUAGAGACCGACACCGCUCAGGUCAAAGCUCGGAUACAGGAGCUCGUCGACAACAAUCUUGUCGUGAUUUUCAGCAAAUCCUUCUGUCCCUACUGUAAAAAGGUGAAGGAGCUCUUUAAAGAGUUAAAUGUGGAAUGUGAAGCUUUGGAACUGGAUCUGAUUGCGAAUGGUUCCAGCUACCAGGAUGUGCUGAUGGAGAUGACUGGACAGAAAACCGUCCCCAAUGUCUUUGUCAACAAGACGCAUGUUGGAGGCUGCGACAAAACCAUGCAGGCGUAUAAAGAUGGUCACCUACAGCAGCUGCUGGGAGCGGAGAGCCAAGCGUAUGACUAUGACCUCAUUGUGAUAGGAGGUGGUUCUGGAGGUCUGGCCUGUUCAAAGGAAGCAGCUGCCUUGGGGAAGAGGGUCAUGGUUCUGGAUUAUGUUGUCCCCACACCUUUGGGCACAUCUUGGGGUCUUGGUGGCACAUGUGUGAAUGUGGGCUGUAUUCCCAAGAAGUUGAUGCAUCAGACUGCCCUACUGCGCACUGCUCUGGAGGAUGCUCGCAAAUUUGGUUGGGAGUUUAGUGAGGCAGUAAGUCAUAAAUGGGAAACAAUGAAGGAUGCCGUGAAUAACUACAUCGGCUCUUUGAACUGGGGCUACAGAGUCGCCUUACGUGACAAAAAUGUCAACUAUGUAAAUGCUUAUGCAGAGUUUGUGGAGCCACACAAAAUCAAGGCCACAAAUAAGCGAGGCAAAGAGACCUUCUACACUGCAGCCACGUUUGUGCUGGCAACAGGAGAGCGGCCACGUUACCUGGGCAUCCCUGGAGACAAAGAAUACUGCAUCACCAGCGAUGAUCUGUUCUACUUGUCCUACUGUCCUGGUAAGACUCUAGUGAUCGGAGCAUCGUAUGUGGCUCUGGAGUGUGGAGGAUUUCUGGCAGGUCUGGGGCUUGAUGUCACCAUAAUGGUGCGCUCUAUUCUGCUGAGAGGCUUUGACCAGGAUAUGGCCAACCGUGCAGGGGACCACAUGGAGACACAUGGGGUCAAAUUCCUUAGGAAGUUUGUCCCUGUUAAGGUAGAGCAACUUGAGGCUGGCUCUCCAGGCAGAUUGAGAGUGACUGCCAAGUCUACAGAGACUGAUAAGAUCAUUGAAGAAGAGUAUAACACUGUACUGAUAGCUGUGGGUCGUGAUGCUUGUACAGGAACUAUAGGUCUAGACAAGGCUGGGGUGAUUGUCAACCCAAAGAAUGGGAAGAUCCCAGUGAAUGAUGGAGAGCAGACAAACAUUCCACACAUCUACGCUAUCGGGGAUAUCCUUGAGGACAAGUGGGAGCUGACUCCUGUGGCUAUUCAGGCUGGAAGACUGCUGGCUCGAAGGCUGUAUUCAGGUUCCUCUGUGAAGUGUGACUAUGUGAAUGUUCCCACCACUGUAUUCACACCUCUGGAGUAUGGUAGCUGCGGUCUUUCUGAGGAAAAGGCUAUAGAGCUUUAUGGAGAGGAAAACCUGGAGAUUUUUCACAGUCUGUUUUGGCCUCUGGAGUGCACCAUACCUGGCAGAGACAACAACAGAUGCUAUGCCAAGAUCAUUUGCAACAAGUUUGACAAUGAACGUGUCAUAGGUUUUCACUACCUGGGCCCUAAUGCUGGAGAGGUGACUCAAGGCUUUGGUGUUGCCAUGAAGUGUGGAGUUACUAAGGAGCAGUUAGACAACACCAUUGGGAUACAUCCUACCUGUGCUGAGAUCUUCACCACAAUGGAAGUGACUAAGCGGUCAGGUGGUGACAUCAAACAAGCUGGUUGCUGAGGUUAAACCCUGCUUGUUUAAUAGGCUGUCCUAUAGUGUAUGAACUGGUUCACACUAGUUUAUACUGGACUCAUCCAUCCUUUUAAGACGUUUCUCAUCUUUUUUUCUCCUCUGCAUUCAAAAGAACUUUUCCUAUUAGAUUCCUAGCUUUUGAGCUCUACUCAAGGAUAAACCAAGUCUCCAAAGAGACAGCCAACCACAGAGCAAUAAAAGAUGAAAUUGGAUAAAAGCACAAGCUUGCUUAGAGAGCACUUAAGAGUUUAAAUGUAGUAAGGAAACAUGGGUUGACUGUUGAUUCUUUAAAUUCAACUGCUGGAUAUCACUUUGAGCUUUUAGGGUUUCUCCUUAGGAGCAAGUGCCUUUAGUGGUUGCAUAUAAAGAAGCUGAGCUUAACCUGCUGCAGAGGAGAGAUGCUGAAGAAACUAAAGUCUAGUAGGACAGCCUGUUAAACAGCGGGGUUACUCUGCUGCUCCAAAUCCUCAAAAACUAAGUCAGAGAUGCUCUGGGGAGGACACAUGCUAUUGUGUUGACACUCCUAAGUGCUGUGUGACGUUUUAGCCCUUAACCUGAAUUCUGAGGUGGGCUAAGACUGAUAAUGAUCUCUGCUUAGGCCUAAGAGGUAAACACACUUUCUUGUACAAACACACACACACACUCUAGUCAACCUCAGCUCCAGGCUCAUAAGUAGGACUUUGGGUUAUCGAUUUCUCAAAACUACUGCAGUGCUGCACAAUCAUGACUGUUAGAACUGGGUCUCUGGAAAUGUGAUUAAUACAUGUAUAAGCCAGACAGAAUUACUCUUAAUGAUUUAAUCCACCAUAGCCUAGGACAUUAAUGUUAAACGUGUUUGGUAAACAUUAAAAUAUUCUGGCCUGUGUUCCCCCAAAACAGAAAAGUUAGUGGUGUGUGGUCUACAUUUUGUUUGCUUUCUAUUAUUUUGUCAUUUAUUCUUGUAUCAUUUCCAACAUUCCGUCCAUAGAUCAUUAAAUUUUUUUUUAUUUUUUUUUAUUAAACAGCCAUUUGAGAGUAAAUUGUGGUCUAAAUACAGCUCAAAACAAAACUCUAAAACAUGUUGGCAAUAUAUCUAUACAUCAGUUAAACAAUUAAAUUGAAAUUUGUGUACAUUAAAUCAUCACUGGGUUUGAUUUAAAUGCAUGCAAAUUUCAGAACUUAAUAAUUAUUUAAAAGUUGUUCAUGUCCUAACCAAAUGCCUUGUUUAUCAGCUUGGUCUCCCUGAUCAUUUUUGAACUAUACAGACCCCCUGGUUGCUGUGGACUUUAUUAUAUGUAAAUGCUGAGGUGUUGUUACUUAGCAACAAUGUCUGGUAAAUGUACAAAGCAGUGUUUCCAUGGUAUCAUUGUUUUCUGAGUAAUUGAAAAAACUUAAUAAAGUUAUGUACACUGAACCUUA